This is a messenger RNA of Malaya genurostris, 2043 nucleotides long. RefSeq names its product beta-galactoside alpha-2,6-sialyltransferase 2 (gene SiaT). Gene Ontology annotation, molecular function: sialyltransferase activity. The record is from RefSeq and is a predicted model, not a curated record. Bases 414 to 1646 code for a protein of 410 amino acids. The transcript has 7 exons. Lineage: Eukaryota; Metazoa; Arthropoda; Insecta; Diptera; Culicidae.
CCGAAGCCAGAAUAGCAUCGAUCGUAAUUUUUUUUCUUCGACACCAGCUGCAGUUUGGUGAGGGUUUUUUCAAGUUCGAACGAUUUGCAGGAUCACAGAACCUCGGUCAAUGAAAACACUGUUAGUUUGUGCCUACCCACGAGGAGCAACUGCACGAUUCUGAUCCGCUCGAUAACAGUUUUAACUUUUACAGAAAGUUCCGGGUUUUUGAACGCUACGGAUGGAAUCUUUAGCUUUCCAUCCAUAAUGACUCUUCAACGUUUGUAUAAAUUCUGAUGAACAUUUAGUGAUUAAAAAAAAAACAUGUGAAGCGAAAAGCAAUAACUGGAAUCAGAAGUAGAAAGUUUUUUAAAAUUUUGUCGGAGGAAAGGAUAAACUAUGCCAUUACGUAUUUAUCCGCGCCACAAACCAAGAUGUCGCACGCAACGAUGUCGCGCAACAAACUCAAUGAUGCGUGCUACUUAAUGCUACUGGUGGCGGUAGCUUUCAGUUUAGUCGCAUCAUCGCAUCAUUCUGCUAAACAUGCUCGGAAGGAUAAACGCAGUGUGUUUUACGUCAAAUACAACUCCAGCGAACGCCUGCUGAAGGCAGGUUCAGAGAAGCCCUCAGUCAAAACCAAUGAACAGGAUGCUCCUCGCACCAGACCACACUUUAGUGUUUCGAAAACCGCGAAUGUUGCCUUUGACCCAGUUAAAUAUGCAUGUGAUGAGCCAAGCUCAACCGAUUGUAUCAAUAAAACUAGAAUUUUCAAGUCGAAAGUGAUAUCCGAAUUUCGUAGGGUACUCAAAGAAUCGUUUGAGGAAAAUGACUACUAUCAGGUACGAUAUCAGCGGGUGAAAAGCGAUGAGUUAGACGUUUGCCGAUUACGGCGAGCCUCGGUACGAACCGUAUCUUGGAGAGAUUCACCGUUUGAUUGGAAUGAAAUCGGCAGCUACAUACCGGUGGGACCGUUGUUCAGUCAGAGGAAUGCCAGCUGCGCCGUGAUUGCCAGUGCUGGCUCGUUGAAAGGGUCGAAGCUGGGUACGUUCAUAGAUCAGCACGAUAUCGUCAUGAGAUUUAAUAAUGCACCGACGAGAAAGUACGAAAUGGAUGUGGGAUCGAAAACCACGGUACGAGUGGUCAACUCACAGGUGGUGUCAAAACCCGAGUUCAAACUACUAACGGCCAAACUGUUUCGAAACAUUUCGAUUGCGGCUUGGGAUCCUGGAAAGUUUAAUCAAAGUCUAAAGGAUUGGAUCAAGAAACCGGAUUUCAAUCUUUUCGAAAACUUCAAAAAGUACCAUGAAAAGUACUCAGGAUCUAAUUUUCAUCUGGUGGACCCUCGCAGUAUUUGGCGAGCUUGGACCGCCCUGCAGGAUAAAACCGACAUCAAAAUUAUGCGCAAUCCUCCCACUUCCGGAUUCAUUGGUCUAGGUUUGCUGAUGCCAGCUUGUCGGUUCGUCGAUAUGAUCGAGUACAUCCCGAGCAGUCGCAUGAAUGGCCUCUGCCACUACUACGACUCAGAGAUCAACUCGGUUUGCACUUUCGGCUCGUGGCAUCCACUGGCUGCGGAGAAAUUGUUUGUUCUACGGAUGAACAAUGCCAGUGACUUCAACACCUUUCAGCGGGGGAUCGUUCGCAUCCGGCUGGACAGCGGUGUUUGUUGAUGUGGAAUAGUGCAGCAGCAGGGGCAAAUGUGUCGCUGUCUGCACCCUCCCGAGGAUGAAUGAUCGUGUAAUCGAUACCGGAGAAUGCCAAGGAUGAUCGUGAUUUCCCGCUUAAUAGGAAUACGAAUGUGCGACUAGGUGUAUUUAUUCUUUGCAGUGCGCUAUGAGGGUAAUUAGUUGUAAGUUCGGUAAAUUUAUAGGAUUUUAUGGUGCACUUAGAACAUCACAGCAAAAAAAUAACAGCUCGAGAUGCAGUUGAAUUUGAAAUGAUUUUUCUUCAAAAAUAUGUACUAAAUUCACAUCACAUAGCGACAUGAAGCCAUGUAAAAAUCACUUCAAUCAUUUGUUUGCAUUUAUAUAAUAAUCAUCGGUUUGAAAUACACGCAUUGAGAUAACA